Molecule: messenger RNA, 1499 nt
Organism: Paramecium primaurelia
Lineage: Eukaryota; Ciliophora; Oligohymenophorea; Peniculida; Parameciidae
Source: the annotation of a GenBank genome assembly
AUGAACAAAUAUUUACUCACAUUCAAAAACCCAUAGAUUGAAGCAAAAUAUUAAUCAACAAGUAUUGGUGAAAUUAGAAUGACAAUGUUUACAUUAAUAACUUUAGGUUUUGCAGUUGUGUUUAUAGUUAGAAUAGGGUAAGGUCUACUUUAAUAAAAUUACUUUAAUGUUUAUACAUAUAUAGCUAUGAUCACCUAUUUUUUUGUGCAGUAUCUUUUAAGUAAGAAAUACAAACAAUUUUUGAGACCAUCAUUAAUUUUGCUGAAUCAUGUCUUUACUAUAUAUUUUUUGUUUGUUGAAGAAUCUUCUGAUUCCUUAUCAGCUCAUCUUAGAGGUGUAAAUUAAAUGGGAUCAAAUUUUUUAAUCAUUUUAGCUGGUGAAUAUAUUGAUGCAAUGUUUUCUCUUAUUUCAAUAUCAAUUAUCAGAAUUAUCAUUAUAUUUAAUAAGAGUACUAGCAUUGAGUAUUCAGCUAUAUUUUCAGCCUUUAUACUCAUACUUUAUGCAUCUAGAUAUUUAUAUUAAUAUCAUAAAGCAAUAAGAUCAUAAUAUCUAUUAACUUUGGUUGAUUAAUCAUGGGAAAAUAUAUUAACUUAAAUUACUAAGUAAAUCCCAUAUAUUUUGAUAUCUUUCGAUGAAGAAUAAUUUAAAUUCUAAAUUAUUAAAAUAUUGAAUUGCCAACGAUUAUUUAUUACUAAUGAAGAUGCAUUAAAAUUUUUAAGAGAAGCAAAACAUAAUGAUAAAACUAUUGAAUAGUUAAUAUAUAAUGAAAUUAAGAAUUUUAAACAAAAUUGUGUAGAUCUGUUCAACAAAACAAUCACAAUUUCACAUUAAAAAUUAAUAAUUAAAAUUGAAUAUUCUGUUUAUUUCAGUAAUAAACCAACAAUCCUUCUUGUGUUUCCUGAAAUAUCAAAUAUUUCUUAAAAAAAUAAUGAACUUAUGCAAUCAAGAUAUGAAUAAUUAUUAAAUAUAAUUAUCAAGAUAUGUCAAGUAAUUUAAAAAAAGAAUAUCACAGAAGAUUAUCUUGGGAAAGUAUAAAAAAAAUUAAUCAUUAUUAAACUCAUUUAAGAUUUAAAUAAUUCAUAAAUCAAAUCUAAAACUGUUAAUCUAGCAAACAUUUUUUAACAUUUAAAUUAAUUGUAUAAAUGGAAAAAAAUUACAAUUCUUAAUGAGUUAUAAAUCAAAAUUAGAACUUGUCCAUCUAUAUUUAGUUUUUUUCUAAUUACAAUAAUGGAAGCUCUAUAAUCAAAUGAGUUAUUCAUUUCUUUUAAGGUUAAAUCGGAAUAAUUCAUUGAAUUCGAAUUUUAAGGAUAUUUUGUUGAAUAUGAUUUAAUUUCUAUUAAAAAAGUCUUAGCUUAUGAAUAUAGUUUAAUCAUUAAGCAUUUAGAAAUUUCCUAAAAUAGUAAUAUAUAUUAUUUAUCAUAAUAGAAAUUUAAUUUAAAUUAUAUUAAUAAGCCUAUGUACCAUUUAAAAUAUAAUCUUACUCAACCACUUUGUUAUGA